Messenger RNA from Kluyveromyces lactis, 2208 nucleotides. It is a transcript of the gene CUL3, whose product is annotated as cullin CUL3. Gene Ontology annotation, molecular function: ubiquitin protein ligase binding. Gene Ontology annotation, cellular component: Cul3-RING ubiquitin ligase complex. The record is from RefSeq and is a predicted model, not a curated record. Gene Ontology annotation, biological process: ubiquitin-dependent protein catabolic process; protein ubiquitination. Lineage: Eukaryota; Fungi; Ascomycota; Saccharomycetes; Saccharomycetales; Saccharomycetaceae. The transcript has a single exon. Bases 1 to 2208 code for a protein of 735 amino acids.
AUGAGUCAUUUUCUCACUAUGCCGAGCGUCAAACCCAUCAUAUCGAACAGACGGUACAGUAGAAAGACUGAGGGUCUUGAUGAACAAUGGGCGAUUUUACAAAAUGGUAUAGAUAAGAUAUUUGACGGUAAGGUUACUGAACUCUCGUUUGAGAAACUAUAUACAACCGUAUAUGGACUGGUAUUGACUAAGAAUGGUCCACAGUUGCAUGAACGUCUAUCGAGACAGUUGUCAGAUCAUUUUGGCAAAGUGAGGACAUCAUUUGAUGGAAUUACACGGGCAGAGGCAUUGAAUCUUUUGAACCAAGUAUGGGAGAAGCAAAAAGUGUAUCUGAGCCAAAUCUCAGACGUUUUCAUAUAUAUGGAUUCUGUGUACUCUAAACGAGAAAAUAAGCCUGAUGUUAUGUCUUUGGGUUCGAGGCUAUUCUUGAAGGAAGUCGUAGAACACGUUUCCGGUACGCUUAAGAGUUCUUUGGUUGAUGAGAUAAACCAGGCAAGAGAGAGUGCAGCACAGUACUCAGGAUUUGAUAUACUCAAGAACGCUAUUGCAGUUCUUAAUAGUUUGGAGCUGAAAGAGGGUAUGAGCAGCGUUUUCCUGAUGGAAUUUGAACCAUUUCUUCUUGAUAGCACAGAGGCAUACUAUAAAAAUCUACAUAGUCAAUUGAUUGCUGAGCAAGACGAGACUAGGUGGAAGGACUUUAACACGUUACUUGAGCUAUUGAAUACUGAGAACAAGAUCUGCUGCAAUAUAUUUGAAGAUCAAGAUACUAUUUUAAAGUUACACAAUAUUGCCGAACGGGUCUUGGUGACGGAUAAUAUUCAAGAAAUUGCAAUUUAUAACGUCGCAAAGAUAGUGAAUAGCGAUAAAAACGAUGUUUUAAGCAGGUUACUUGCCAUAUCUUCGUCGCAAAAGGAUAAAAAUGUUAUAUUUGAUCAGUUAUCACAGUUCAUUGUCAAGGAAAUCACCAGUAUUGAGAUUGAUACAUCGGCAAAGAAAAAAUCUGUUGCAGCUGUAGCAUGGAUUCAGGAAUUGAUAAAAUUGAAGGAUAAGUACCAGGAAUUGGGAUCACAUUUGAAUAGCGCACAAGCAGCUGGGUUUAAAUGCAUUAAUGAGGCAUUCGGAAAGGCCUUCAGUCAGAUAAAGAUAUUUCCAGAGUUUUUGUCAUUAUACUUUGACAACUAUUUAAAAUCUGAACCAUCAGCGAUGGAUUCUAAUAUCAGGAAAUGUGUACAGUUCUUCAAACUUUUCAAAGAUAAAGACGCAUUUGAAAUCAUUUAUCGUCAACAGCUUUCCAGAAGGCUAUUACAGCAGAGAUCUAAUGUCUUAAGAGAACAGGAGUUAAUAUUUUUAUUGCAAGAGGAUGUUGGUACAUCUUACACUUCUAAACUCAGAGGUAUGCUGAGAGAUUUACACUCCUCAAACACUUUCAUGCAGAAGAACGGUAAACUCUCGAAGACAAGGGAUAUAAGCGUGAAUGUGUUAACAAAUAUGUUCUGGCCGUUGCAGGGCUCUGAUAUGAACAGGGAUGUUAUCGUUCCGGAUUCUUUUGCAGCUAUUAGGAAUGAGUAUGAAAAUCGCUAUGCAAAGACCCAUUCAGGCCGUCUAUUGGAAUGGAACUAUCAUUUAAGUACAGUAGAAAUCGCAUAUCAGUUUCGGAACUCAUAUCAUGAACUUUCCAUGCCAAUGUUUUCGGGAAUCAUAUUCAUGUUGUUUAAAGAGCAUGAAUCGUUGACGUUCGAUGAGAUAGUGGAAUUGACCAAUCUACCCCAGCAAGAAGUGAGAAAGAAUUUGAUUUCAAUGUCUGUUGCACCAAAAACAAAAAUCUUGCAAAAGAGUCCGCCUGGCAAAUCCAUAUCCAAUACUGAUAUGUUCUCCAUCAAUCAAGGCUUCACAGCUCCACAGAGAAAAGUCAAAGUGUUAAUGGUAUUAAUGAACACUAGACCAAACGCUACCAAUGAUUCUACUAGGUCAAGUGUGGAAAAGAAGUUGCUGGACUCUCGACUAAGUGUCAUCAAUGCUGCUGUGACAAGGAUCAUGAAACAAGACAGAAAGCUUUACCAUUCCGAACUUCAAGACAAAGUCGCACUGUCAAUACCACUAUUUGAAAUGAGCCCAAGUCUUUUUAAGAUGAGUCUCGAAUAUUUGUUGAAUAAUGAGUACAUACAAAGGGAUUUCGAUAAUACAACUAUGUACCACUAUUUGCCUUAA